Schistocerca serialis cubense is the source of this 6479-nucleotide messenger RNA. RefSeq names its product axotactin (gene axo). Bases 195 to 6143 code for a protein of 1982 amino acids. Gene Ontology annotation, molecular function: serine-type endopeptidase inhibitor activity. The transcript has 36 exons. NCBI's taxonomy places the organism in Eukaryota, Metazoa, Arthropoda, Insecta, Orthoptera, Acrididae. The record is from RefSeq and is a predicted model, not a curated record.
GGGAAGGCACGGCGCACAGUAUAGCUGAGGGAGACCGCUGCCGCCACCUCGCCACACCGCUUACCUCGCUAGAGUCUCGUCCGCCAGCGACGGUGCGUGUGCCCGUUCGCCACCAGCGAGCCCGCCACCCUACAGCAACUCUUACGACGCAGCGCAGCGGAGCCUUACACAGUGGAGCCAAAAGACAUGUCUGUAUGAUGGACGAAUUUCGAAGAAAACCAAGAGGCGACUGCUCGUGUACAACCCGGAGGGAAAAUGACCUAUCGAGAAAGAGCUUGGUAGCUGUGGGAGGUACGCUUCUGCUUCUUGCGGUGUACAACUUGCCUGUUGCAACAGCCAGUGUCAUACCAGACAGAUGUCACCAGCCACCAGAACGAGGAGACUGUACCGAUUAUGUUCACAAAUGGUUCUACAGUAACAAAACUGGUAAAUGUGAAACAUUCAUUUAUGGUGGCUGCAGAGGAAAUGACAACAAAUUUGACUCAGAAAAUGAGUGCAGCCUUGCCUGUGUUGAUGGAUUUGAGCCCCCAGAGUACAUGCUACCAGAACAAAAGACAAAAGAUGAAAAACCUCCUGUCACUCACAGCACGACUACUUCAACAACAGUGUCACCUUACAUGAUCCCAAAAACAACAUUACCUCCAGUACCAAUCAAUCAGAGGGGACCAGAACUUACUUUUGAAGAAACAGGUCACCAUAAAGUCUUCAUGUUUGCCAAAAGGAACACAUACAUACAACUUGAUGGAAAUCACAUACCAAAUUUUCAACUAAGGCUUUGCCGUCAGAUCUCCUUUCAGUUUCGUACAAGAUUACCUCAUGGGCUGCUGGUAUAUCAUAGUGUCAAGAAUCGCCCAGAAGGACUAGAUCCCUAUGCACUGUAUGUUAUAGUUGAAAAAGGACAGCUGAAAGUUGUGCAUGUUUUUGGAAAGGAGUCUACCUCUCUUACUGUGGGGGAAGCUCUGAAUGACGACCAGUGGCACAGUGUUCAAGUAUUGAUAGAUGUGCACAGAACUCGACUUAUUGCCAAAGUUGACAAGGAAUUCGUGGAAACUCAUAUUAAAGGCUUAGAUCCAGCAACAAAUUAUGGUGUAUCCAAUGAUUUGACUUCUGUUGUUCUGAUAGGAGGUCUUAGCUCAGAGGAAAAAUUACAUGGUGUGAAAUAUAUUAUUGAGUCAUUUGUUGGGUGUAUCCAAGAUAUGAUACUGAGUGCUGGAAAAGCUGCAUCUGAUCUCUUGCCAAUUAAACCACUCAUAGCUACAAAACAUGAAAAUGUUGUUGAAAGCUGCAUUAACAAGUGCAAGACUCGCGAAAACCUCUGUUUUUUUGGCAGCCAGUGUGUAAAUCAUUAUAAUACCCUUACUUGUGAUUGCUUUGGAACUAAAUAUGAAGGAGAACAGUGUGAUAUAUACACUGCUACCACAUUGACUUUUCGAGGUUCAUCUUACGUUUCGUACAGGGUGUAUGACUGGAAAGACAGGGUACACACAAGUUCAAAUCGAAUUAGCCUGCAGUUCAAGACCUACUUUGAUGAUUCAGCUCUCUUCUAUGCAAGUGGUGAACCAGGCAUUCAUUACAUUGCUGUCUCCAUUAAGAACAGAGUUGUCCAUAUAGAGAUAAAUUUAGGAAAUGAACCAAUAAUUACAACAAUGGGUGAUGAUGUCACUGCAAACUAUUGGAAUAACCUCACUAUAAUUCAUAAUGAAAACCUUGUGAGAAUUUAUUGUAACACUGAAGCAAAAGAAUUUGAAUUGUCUGGAACAAAGAAUUACUUAUAUAUAGACCCAGAGAUUUAUAUUGGAGGGGGGCCAGAACUUCAUAAGAAAACAGGUCUGGCAUCUCACAAUAACUUUGUGGGGAGUUUGAAAUAUGUUUUCUUUAAUGAAAUUUCAAUUCUCUAUGAACUGAAGAAAGGAAAUCCAAAAGUUCAUUACAUUGGUGUUCUGGAGCCAGAAUUUGAAGAAACAAAGGUUGAAGUUAUACCACUGACUCUUCCAUUCCCAUCAGCUCAUAUUAAGUGGUAUUUAAAUGAUACUGACACUUUGUCACUGAAAUUUGACUUCAAAAGCAGCCAGCCAACUGGAGUUCUUGCUGUGUCCAAUAUUACAACACCAUCUGGUCAUGGAUACUGGGAGCUUAAACUGGUAAAUGAUGAUGUUCGAUUUGUACUAAGGGACCUGUCCAGAAAUUUUACACACCAAUCAGCAGUCAAAUAUGUUGCCCAUGUAAACUGGCAUCAUGUUGAUAUAAAUUAUAAGAAAGGUUACUUAAACCUCACUGUUGAUUACCUACAUAACUCAUAUCAGCUGAUAAAAAGGAGUUUUAGAUUUGAGAAGAACUUAACAAUAGGAACUGGAAUAAAACUUAAUCAGGGCUUGGUUGGAUGUGUGCGACUUAUGAUGGUGAAUGGGGAAUCAAUUGAACCACGCUAUGUUGUCCGCUCAAAACAUGCAGUGGGAGAUGUUUCUAUAGAUAAUUGUCAAUUAGUUGAUCCAUGCAAGAGACCAAAUGCUUGUGAACAUGGAGGACGAUGCUCUGUUAAAGAUGAUCACAUUCUGUGUGACUGCAGUGAUACAGGAUACAUUGGGAAAAACUGUCAUUUUGCACUUCACAGGAAAACAUGUGAAGAACUGGCUCUUCUUGGAUAUACAAAACCAAGUGUUUACUGGAUUGACAUAGAUGGAAAUGGAAGGUUUCCUCCUGCUCAUGUUAAAUGUGAAUUUCAAGCAACAGAAGAUGCAACAAAAACUAUUGUAGAGCAUAACUUACCCAGCCAGACUGAUGUGCGUAGUUUGGCAGAAAAAGAUUUCAAGUUGAAGAUCCAGUACCGGGAAUUUAGCCCUGAGAUGUUACAAGAACUGAUCUCCCAUUCCUUACGCUGUAGCCAGCAUAUAAAGUAUGAUUGCUAUAAGGCACCAUUGGAGCUACAUUCCGCUACAUGGUUCCAGUCAUCAGCAAACAAACAAAUUGUUGACUACAUUGGUGAUGUAAAGAAAGGAACGUGCCCAUGUGCUGUGAACAAAACUUGUAUUGAUCCAAAACAAUCCUGUAACUGUGAUGCAAACGAAGCACGAUGGCAUACAGAUGAGGGUCUCUAUACAUCUCCUAAUACAUUAGGAAUCACUGACAUGAUAUUCCUACAACAAAAGGAGCUGGUUCAUGAUUCACAAGGUCGCAUAACUCUUGGACCUCUGGAAUGUGUUGAAACGAAUACUCAAAAAUAUGUAGUAACUUUUACAUCAAGUCAAUCGUACAUUGAAGUACCUGGAUGGAGGAAGGGUGAUAUUUCAUUUAGCUUCCGAACUACAGGAGAAAAGGCUAUACUACUGUACCAGCCACCAAUAAGACCAAAUCAUCCCUCCUUCAUGGUUGCACUGACAGAUGAUUUCACUUUGACAUUUAAUUUCACACUCAAUAAUGGAAGUUCCAAAGUAAUGGAAAUAAAAUCAGGCAGAAAACUAAAUGGAGGAGAGUGGCAGAAAAUUUGGAUUGACUAUAAUGAACAUCAUGUUCGAUUCAUGAUCAAUACAGAGACAAAAAUGGUGGAUCUAGCACCAGAUGAAGAAUUUGGGCCCUUUGAAGGAAGUAUGUUUAUAGGAGGAGCACCGGAAGACCUUUUGAAAAUGAGCACUGUCAAGCAAGGCCUCAUAGGAUGCUUCCGAGGCUUAGUCGUCAAUGGUGAAGUUCUGGAUAUAUAUUCCUACAUGAGUGUCCAUUUGUCUGAAAUAAUAAAAGAUUGUAAACCAUCUUGUGUUCCAAAUCCAUGCAAGAAUGGUGCACAAUGUAAGGAGCUUUGGAGUACAUUUCAAUGCAUCUGUGAAAAUCCUUGGGCUCAUCGUGGUCCUCUGUGUGAAACUAAUAUAAAUGUAAAUGGACUCACAUUUGUGACUAAGGAAUCUUAUUUUAAAAGAAAUUACCUGCAAACAACACCAGAUGAUGAUUACAAAAAGAUUUUUACAUCAGUACUUACAAAGAGUUUUCUCAUAAAUCUGAGGACAUAUGACAAAAAUUCACUUGUGCUCUAUGCUAAUGACCAUUUAAAUAAUUUUGUCCACUUACACAUUGAGAAUGGCUCAUUUGUGGUAUUUAUGUUCAACUCAGACAAUGUAAUUCAAAAUAUAACUGUGGAAUAUCCUGGUCUAAAUAGUGGGAAAUCUGUACAGGUGGCAAUAAUCAGGACACCAGAACUUACUACUAUGCAUGUAAAUGAGAAAAACAAUUCCUUACAUACUAAGGUUAUGCUGUUGACAAAAUAUUCAAACAUUCCUUGGAUUAAUCGAGAAAAAGAAAUCUUGUCACCACAACGACCUCCUGCUCCUCCUACUGAGUAUUUUCAAAUUAAUCUUGGUGGUUAUAAACCAAUAGACCUGAAAUCAAAUCCAGCAGCCAUUUCUUUGUCUGGAUAUGUUGGUUGUAUACGUGGAUUCUCUGUUGAUAACAAGACUGUUGAUUUUAGUCUUGGAAAAGACCCUGUUGAAAAUGGCAUAAAAAUUGGAUGCAAAAUGAAAUGUGAUGAAGUUCCAUGUAAAAACCAAGGCAUUUGUAUAGAGGACUUCAGUAAAGGAGAGAGCACAUGUAAUUGUGAAUAUACCUCAUACUAUGGAGAAUCUUGUUCUGAUGAAAAAGGAUCUGAGUUUGAGGGUGAAUCAGCCAUAAAAAGAAAAUAUAUCCUAGAUGGUCCAGUGGAACAGGUCAAAGUUCAGCUAGCAUUUUCUAGCAGUUUCCCUCAUAAAACAAAUACUGUACUGUUGCUGCUACAGACAGAGCAUAAGCGAAAUUACAACUUGCUUGUUUCAUUGUCAAGUAAUGGACACCUAACAUUUAGGGAAGAUCAAGAAGGUUCAUCUCUCAUAGCCAAUGUUGCUGAUCGAAAUUUUUUGAAUGGUGCCAGACAUUCUGUGUAUUUUCAGAGAAAAAAUGACAACACAACUAAGUUAUUGAUUGAUCAAGAGAAUAUCAAACUAGAGCCAACAGGAGUACUCAGUCUCUCUGAUCUCCCUACAGGUGAACAGGGUGCCAAUGAAGUUCAAGUUGGUGGGUUAAAUACAACAGAUCCUAGAUUUACGGCAUAUAAAAGUUUCAAUGGUUGCCUCUCAAAUGUUUUUGUGGAAGUGAAUUCAUACUCAAUGAAACCUCUGGAAGAAUACAUGUUAUUCACCAAGGCUGGUAGUAAAGAAAUUAAUGUGGUUAAUCCUCAGGGAAUACGAAUGGGACAGUGUUCAGUUUUUGAUUGGAAAUAUAGGCCUAUAUCUGGGCCAGCUCUCAACAACAGUCAGGAGCUGGAUGAUGUACCAUUUAAGGAAGGCCCACAAAAAGAAGAAUACAAGUCUUUGUAUACUGAAAGGUCGGCAGAAGAAGACAGUUCCUCAACUAUUGUCUUUUUAGUGAUGGCUGUACUCUUUGUUGUGAUUGUCCUUGGAGCCUUAUGUGAAGUGUAUCGUUCACAUCGCAAACAUAAAAGGAGGCAAGAAGCUGAGGUCGAGGCUGCCAUAAGAUGGCCAAAAUCUCAGAAAUUUCAAGAUCCUGGCCUGCCAUCUUCCCUUAAAAUGACAGGGUACAAGAGUAUUCCAGUACAAGACACAAAGCCAAAGCAGCCUUUGGAAUCAAAACCAGUGGCAAGAAAUGAGUAUAAGACCAUACCAGAUUCUGUCCCAGACGAAAAAAAGCCAAGUAUGAAUGGUGAAAGCAAAACAAAAAUUGAUAACACGGAUAAAGAAUUAGCAUGGGAACCUCUAAAUGAAAAUACUGGUCUUCUGCAAGAUAAGUCUAUAGAAGAUUUGUCCCAGAAGAUCCCAAAUGAUGUAGGGCAUGAGAGCAGAAAUGCAGAUAAUCUAUCAGAAAGAUCAGGGCAGGGUCAAAGAGCAGACGGGAACAUAAAUGGGGUCAGUAGUGUGUCUCAAGUGAGUUCUCCACCACCUUUUCCACCAAUUCCUGAAGAGAGAGUGGAAAACAGAGAUACGAUAGCACCAGGUAGUACAUCUGAGGCUCUAAAACCACGACUCACACCUGGUGCAAAACUAUCACCCAUAUUUUUGAAUGAAGAGCGACGCACAUUUGAGAAUCCAAUCAGUUACCUUGGAGGCCCACGUCUUCAUUCUUCUGUUGCAUCAAGAGACAGCAAGGAGUCAGUGCUCUCACUCGACUGAGUGUUUCAUAGAUGUGUGUUAAAAUUAUGAGAAAGGCAAACAAACAAGAAACAGUGUAUUAUUUUUUGUUGCCUCUGUUAAGUACUGCUUUGACAGGAUAUAUUUAUUAAAAGAAGUUCUAGUGAGUGGCCAAUGGAAGUGAUUUGUAUAUGUGAACUUAUGACCUCACUUACAUUGGAAAACUGUGUGGAAGUGAUAGGACAAGAGGAAUUUGUGUAUAUUCUUUCAUACUGAGCUUUAAAAGAGUAUUUUAAAAGAGUAUUUUUGAAUGUGGUAUUUUAAUCUCCAUUUGCAAAAUAUGUGGAACAACUGCAGGCACGUCAUAGAAAAUGGCAA